This is a messenger RNA of Marasmius oreades (fairy-ring Marasmius), 624 nucleotides long. RefSeq lists its product as uncharacterized. Bases 1 to 624 code for a protein of 207 amino acids. The transcript is spliced from 7 exons. The record is from RefSeq and is a predicted model, not a curated record. Lineage: Eukaryota; Fungi; Basidiomycota; Agaricomycetes; Agaricales; Marasmiaceae.
AUGCACGUUCCUAGUCAAAAGUGCAGCCAUUCAGAGAACACUCCAACCCUUUUGAGGCCCCUCUUUACGAUCAUUUUCGAAACGUCGUCGGCCCUACUGAUAACCUUUCGCACUGCAAAGUCGUUCAGGGCGUAUGGGGCCAACAGGAACAAUAUUUUGUUUUUCAUAUUCGAAGAAGGCCUAACGUAUUUUUGUCUUAUUUCGCUCUUCACCGUUGCUACUUUCAUCCUGAAGCUACGAGCAACUUCCGGACCUUACCAGGACAUCUUGAACGCCUUCACACUCCCACUAUCAGGAAUCCUCACAGCGCGAUUUAUCCUGCACCUCCGGGGAUGGAGAGAGCAAGAAAUCGCAUAUGUCAAAUCAGUCACGAAUCUUCAUCAGCCGACUCCGAGUGUCAGGCAAGGGCAGAAUUAUCCACCUCUAUAUAACUUCGGAGCAGCCAUGUCGUUGGCUGACGAUACUUCGCGACCACCCAUGUCGCCGUUGUCAGAUACAUCCACUUUGAUCCCAGAGUUUGGCGAAGAUCCUGAAGUGACGGCGAAGAGACAGGCACACGCUCUUCAAAGAGGAUAUCCUGAUCGAUACACGAUGGGCGGCUUCGACCGGGCAAAUGAUGUUUAG